This is a messenger RNA of Manihot esculenta (cassava), 537 nucleotides long. Its product is annotated as ethylene-responsive transcription factor ERF020. The transcript has a single exon. Gene Ontology annotation, biological process: regulation of DNA-templated transcription. Lineage: Eukaryota; Viridiplantae; Streptophyta; Magnoliopsida; Malpighiales; Euphorbiaceae. Gene Ontology annotation, molecular function: DNA-binding transcription factor activity; DNA binding. The coding region runs from base 1 to 537 and encodes 178 amino acids. The record is from RefSeq and is a predicted model, not a curated record.
AUGAGUGCGGCACAACACUUGCACCAUCGAAGUUCCAGUCCUAAUGCAGCCAAUCAAAGCAAAUAUAAGGGAGUUCGCCGUCGAAAAUGGGGAAAAUGGGUUUCAGAAAUAAGAGUUCCUAACACUCAUGAGCGACUCUGGUUAGGUACUUAUUCUACGCCUGAAGCAGCAGCAGUGGCUUUUGAUUUGGCUUCUUAUUGUUUAAGAGGAGGAGAACAGUUUACUUCACUGAAUGGUCGUUUAAACUUUCCACAACUGUUGCCUUCACAUGUAAGAGAUAACAUGUCGCCCAAGUCUAUACAGAAAGCAGCUUCUAAUGCUGGUAUGGCGAUUGAUGCUCAUAUGAUACUAAACAUGACUCGUUCGUCUAGUAAUGAAUCCAUAAGAAACGAAGGUAGCAGUGAUAGUAGUGUAGAUGUUGGGUUGUCGGAGGUUGAAAUAAACUGGGAAAAUGUAUGUAGUUGUGGCAGCUGUGAAGGAACUCAGACUAAAUAUGAUAGAGAGAGUUUAAACAUUUCCGUCGAAGAUUAUUUGUAG